AUAUGUUACAUAGAUCAACGCCCCCGCUACCACUACAGCCCCCCCGGCUCUGCCAAUCCACACCCCUCCGCUUUUCCCCACUCAUAGCCUACGACCCGACAUUCCACCCUGCUUCGUGCCACAUCCUGCACGCUCGACCCACACACUGUCGUACAUGUCGUCCGGCACUCAGAACUUCCCCCGCCGCAGGUCGCACUCCGCUUCGUCUCCUGUUCGUGCCCUCCAUUCGGCAGAUGAUACAAAGUGGCGGCUUGCUACCAAGCGACCGCGUCCGAGCUAUCCGCAGAGCCCGUCGUACAGAGACCUCCCCGGUUUCGGUGAGCCGCCGGAGAAAUGGGAUGUUGACCAAUGGAGAAGAGGCAAGAGAGCCCGUAGGGACACAGCCGUGAGUUCGCCUCACUCAGCUUGUGUCUGCCAGCCCGAACGGACCAAGGCCUUCCCGCCCGCUCUGAAGGGUUUUCCCUGCACGUCGGCCGCCUUCGGCUUGUUCCCCCAGCGCAACGACUGCAAGUCAAGCCGCACGUCGCACAUUACAUUCUCGAGAUCAGAGGCUACGUGCCUCCGUGAAGAGGAUAUGGUUCCCGAGGAAGACCUCAGCAGGCUGCGUUCAGACGCGUUUGGUGAGCUGCAGCGCAGCGUGGCGGAAAGCGGCGAGGGCCUGGUUCAGCGCAUGCGCGACUGGGAAAACUCCCGCUCACGUUCGUCGGCAAGUCCGCCUCGCACUCGCGGUGAUAGGGAACGCUACCGCCGCCGGCGAUCGGUGCAAAGUGCAUGGCAGACAGAUAUGGAUGCAAAUACGUUCCCACACGGUGACGAUGAGGACGAGGUCGAGAUCGUCUCAGGUGACGUCUCAUUAGGAUCGGCGCCAUGCCAUAUCCAGAACCUUUCUCACAAGAAGCGUGCCAUGUCCCUGGGCAUGAUGGACAUUGACUUGCCCGAGAUUGAGGUCCACUCGUCGCCGUUCACAAGCGGAGAGAGUAGCGAACGCUGCUCCUCUCCCACCAAUGCGUCCGCGGGUUUCUCGACGUACUCGUCCGAUGACGAGGAAUUGUCGCCUGUGGACUCGGAGGACAUCUUACCGCAUUCUGGCACAUCAUCUACUCCGGCGCUUACCCACACCUACACGAAUUCGACCAACUCUUCCCUCAUCUCGCUUCCACUGUCUCACACAUUAUCCUCUCCCGGCGAGUCGCCGUUCAACUCCUCUGCGCCCUUCAUAUUUAGAAACAACGGAGCUCAAUUGCGAUCCAAGGCGCUCCACGUUCCGUCCUCCGCUUCUCGCUCAGAGAAGGCACUUGCCGCGCUCACUCUCGCUAUGGCAAAUGGUGCAGGAGGCCUGAACGACUACGCUGCACUUCUCCGUCAAGAUGAGUCAGUCGCGGACCCAGCCCUUGAUCAAUGUCAAGCAGGCGAGCUCUGGCAUUGA
This is a messenger RNA of Laetiporus sulphureus 93-53, 1426 nucleotides long. RefSeq lists its product as uncharacterized. The transcript is spliced from 2 exons. The coding region runs from base 155 to 1426 and encodes 423 amino acids. The record is from RefSeq and is a predicted model, not a curated record. Lineage: Eukaryota; Fungi; Basidiomycota; Agaricomycetes; Polyporales; Laetiporaceae.